Messenger RNA from Pipistrellus nathusii (Nathusius's pipistrelle), 1533 nucleotides. NCBI's taxonomy places the organism in Eukaryota, Metazoa, Chordata, Mammalia, Chiroptera, Vespertilionidae. The record is from the annotation of a GenBank genome assembly.
AUGGGGCUGGGCGGACCCCAGGCCUGGCUGCUGGGCUUGCCCACAGCUGCGGUCUAUGGCUCCCUGGCCCUCUUCGUCACCGUUUUGCACAACGUGUUCCUGCUUUACUAUGUGGACACCUUUGUCUCAGUGUACAAGAUCAGCAAAGCUGCCUUCUGGGUCGGAGAGACGGUGUUUCUCCUGUGGAACAGCCUCAACGACCCCCUCUUCGGCUGGCUGAGCGACCAUCAGUUCCUCAGCUCCCAGCCCCGGUCAGGCACUGGGCUCUCCUCGAGGGCCGUGGUGCUGGCGCGGGUGCGGGCACUUGGCUGGCAUGGGCCGCUGCUGGCGCUGUCGUUCCUGGCGUUCUGGGUGCCCUGGGCCCCAGCGGGCCUGCAGUUCCUGCUGUGCCUGUGCCUCUACGACAGCUUCCUGACGCUCGUGGACCUGCACCACCACGCCUUGCUGGCCGACCUGGCCCUCUCAGCCCACGACCGCACCCACCUCAACUUCUACUGCUCCCUCUUCAGCACAGCUGGUUCCCUCUCUGUCUUUGCCUCCUACACCUUCUGGAACAAGGAGGACCUCUCUUCCUUCCGUGCCUUCUGCGCGGCACUGGCUGUUGGCUCCGCGCUGGGCUUUGUGGGGGCCACACGGCUGCUGAGGCGGCGGGUAGAGGCGGCUGGUAGGGAGCCAGGGUGUCCAGAGCUGGCUGCGGAUAGCGGCCUGUGUGGAGAGGAAGUGGGCAACAUCACCUUGGGCCAGUACCUCUGGCAGCUGGCGCAUCACCGGAACUUCCUGUGGUUCGUGCUCAUGGACCUGGUGCAGGUCUUCCACUGCCACUUCAACAGCAACUUCUUCCCGCUCUUCCUGGAGCAUCUGUUGGCAGACCACAUCUCCCUCUCCACCGGCUCCUUCCUGCUGGGCAUCUCCUAUGUCGCCCCCCACCUCAACAACCUCUACUUCCUGCCCCUGUGCCGGCGCUGGGGUGUCUACACCGUGGUGCGGGGGCUCUUCCUGCUUAAGCUGGGCCUGAGCCUGCUCAUGCUUCUGGCCGGCCCCGACCGCCCUGGCCUGCUCUGCCUCUUCAUCGCCAGCAACCGUGUCUUCACGGAGGGCACCUGUAAGCUCUUGACCUUGGUGGUCACUGACCUGGUGGAUGAGGACCUGGUGCUGAACCGCCGCAAGCAGGCAGCCUCGGCGCUUCUCUUUGGCAUGGUGGCCCUGGUGACCAAGCCAGGCCAAACCUUGGCCCCGCUGCUGGGCACCUGGCUGCUGUGCUUCUACACAGGUCACGAUCUCUUCCAGCAGCCCCCACUGACCCCUGUGGUGAGUGCCCAGCCCUGGCCAGAACCCCCGGCCCCACCCCCGGUUCAGGCCCCUACACUCCGCGAGGGCUGCUUCUACCUGCUGGUGCUGGUGCCCAUCAUCUGUGCUGUGCUGCAACUCUUCACCUGGUCCAAGUUCAAGCUGCAUGGGAGACGCCUGCGCAUGGUCAAAGCCCAACGCCAGAAUCUGUCACAAGUCCAAACCCUUGGCAUUAAGACAGUGUGA